Molecule: messenger RNA, 1503 nt
Organism: Aspergillus homomorphus CBS 101889
Lineage: Eukaryota; Fungi; Ascomycota; Eurotiomycetes; Eurotiales; Aspergillaceae
Product: basic helix-loop-helix domain-containing protein
Exons: 1
Coding region: 1-1503 (500 amino acids)
Biological process (GO): regulation of transcription by RNA polymerase II
Molecular function (GO): DNA-binding transcription factor activity, RNA polymerase II-specific; protein dimerization activity; RNA polymerase II cis-regulatory region sequence-specific DNA binding
Source: RefSeq, a predicted model, not a curated record
AUGAUGUCGCAAUCCGGCUAUUCAAUGUCAAACCAAUUCGGGAACCCCAACGAUGGGGUUGACCCCUCGGAGUUGAGCAUGCAGAACGGUGGCUUCAUGUCGUACCCGUUCUCCUCGCAGCAGAACCUCUCCUCCAGCUUCAACUUCGGCAACUCUGGGAUCGAUACCGAUGAGUUGCUGGACUUGGAGAUCAACGGCCAGAAUGGCGUCCAGCAGAAUUACCUUCAGGACCAACAAUCCAGCGCGGGGAUCUCGAUGAGUCAUCCUGGCCCGAUGUCACAGAUGUACUCCAACACGCCAGAUGGAGCUCCCAUGCACAGUCCCUUCAUGCACAGUUUCAAUUAUGACCACUUCCGGAGCAUGGGCCAGCCAGGACAAGCGGGGUCUCAUCUCCAGGGUAAUGGAUCCCAUUUUGACCAGGGUUACCUCAAUGCCAAGGCCCGACCCAGCAUACAAGCGCUCGACCGUGCCUCGUACGAUGGACGCAGCCCGAUGACCCCAAAGACCCCUGCGCUGGGCGCUCUGACCCUCGGAACUCCGGAAUCCGGAAGCUUCCCCACGCAACCCAUCCGGACUGGCCUGCAGCAUCGGCACCAGAAGACUCUGUCCAACCAGUGGGAUGGUACCCCCGGAAGUGCGCAUUCCUAUGUGGAGUCUCCCAUCUCGUCCCCGGGCCAUCCAUCUCACCACGCUGGGAUUUCUGAAAUUCUUAAAUCAGGCAAGCAUGCGUCCUUGCCGGCCAAGGUUGAUACGCAUAUGCCCGGAUCUGCCCAGGAUCUAGAAUCGCAAGAGGCGAAGCGGCGCCGUCGUCGAGCGUCUCACAACCUGGUCGAGCGCCGGCGGCGAGACAACAUCAACGAACGUAUUCAGGACCUGUCUCAUUUGGUUCCUCAGCAUCGCCUGGAGGAUGAUAAAGUUCGCAAGCAGCUCGUCAACAAUACUGCCAUGUCCGGCCCAGGGGCCACUGCGAACGCGGCGACAUCCUUGCUGGCAGGAGGGAACGGGCGUCGUGCCACUGCUGGUAACAUCACCAUGGGCCUGCCAAUCGAGGAGAAAGAGAAAGGUCCCAACAAAGGAGAUAUCCUCAACGGAGCCGUCGGUUGGAUGCGGGACCUGAUGUGGGCUCUGCAUGUCAAGCUCCAGCAAGAGUCGGAGCUGGCCGAAUUGAUCAGCAGGCUUGGCGGCACGUGGCCGUUUGAACAGACCGAGGAAGAGAAGCGCAUGCGCACAGAGAUCCUCGAUGCGUUAGAGAAGAACGAUCCUAGCUCUUUCGCUUACAGCCGAGCGCCAGGCAGUGGUCUCCGGGUCCCCAAGCACACCAACAUUGCGGGGGAUUCCGUCAGCGGCAACGGAACGUUGAGCCCCCAGAGUCUGAGUCCACCCUUCAACAGUGGCAGCAGCAGCAAUGGCGGGGGCACCGGACAAGCCCAGUAUUGGAACAGCUCGGGCCAUGCUGGCAUGAGCUUCAAGGAGGAGGAUGAAUACGCAAUGGAAAUGAACUAG